Chelonia mydas (Green sea turtle) is the source of this 4662-nucleotide messenger RNA. RefSeq names its product MLLT3 super elongation complex subunit (gene MLLT3). The record is from RefSeq and is a predicted model, not a curated record. Gene Ontology annotation, cellular component: super elongation complex. The transcript has 13 exons. Bases 267 to 2075 code for a protein of 602 amino acids. Gene Ontology annotation, biological process: regulation of DNA-templated transcription. NCBI's taxonomy places the organism in Eukaryota, Metazoa, Chordata, Testudines, Cheloniidae.
AUGUCUGUCUCAGUGUCAGGCUCGAGGUGCAGGGCGCAUGCUCUAGUAUCUCAGCCCCAGCCGCUGGAGCUGCUGCUGGGGGCUCAGUUUAAUAAGAGAGAGAGAGAGACAGGGACAGGGGGGGAAAGACAGAAAGAGAAUGUCCGCCAUCUACCCUCCUCUCCUGGGCGCACUCUCCAUCACAGCGGCUUCUUCAUGAAUUAGAGCUAAGGGGGUGGGGUGGGGGACAAAAGUACAUACCCCAGCAAACCCCAGGGCCCCCAGGCAUGGCCAGUUCGUGUGCCGUUCAGGUGAAACUGGAGCUGGGGCACCGAGCCCAGGUUAGGAAGAAACCCACCGUGGAGGGGUUUACCCACGACUGGAUGGUGUUUGUUAGAGGACCCGAGCACAGUAACAUUCAGCACUUUGUGGAGAAAGUCGUCUUUCACUUGCAUGAAAGCUUCCCUAGGCCAAAAAGAGUGUGUAAAGAUCCACCUUACAAAGUUGAAGAAUCUGGGUAUGCUGGUUUCAUUUUGCCAAUUGAGGUUUACUUCAAAAACAAGGAAGAACCGAAGAAAGUCCGCUUUGACUAUGACUUAUUCCUGCACCUUGAAGGCCACCCACCUGUAAACCACCUCCGCUGCGAAAAGCUCACAUUCAACAACCCAACCGAAGAAUUCAGAAAAAAGUUGCUGAAGGCUGGAGGGGAGCAUGUUCAGCAGGAAAGUGGGAUGAGUGCUGUCAGCAGUGCCGAGAACCUCAUCAAACUCUUCGUAGAACAGAUCAUGGUAAUGUCAGAUGGCACAUCAGUCCCUUCGGGACAGAGCCUUCAUCUCCCCAACCUUCCCAGUAACUACUCCCUGUCUUCUUCUGAAGUGAAGAAGAAAUCAUCUCAUGGGCCAAAGGACCCCAAUAAGAAUAUAAACGCAAACAGCAGCAGCAGUAGUAACAGUUUUUCAAAGCCCCAUAAAUUAACAAAGGAGCACAAGGAAAAACCGUCUAAAGACUCAAAAGAACAUAAAAGUGCCUUCAAAGAACCUUCCAGGGAACACAACAAAUCUUCCAAAGAAUCCUCUAAGAAACCCAAAGAAAACAAACCACUGAAAGAUGAAAAAAUUGUUCCUAAGAUGGCCUUCAAGGAACCCAAACCCAUGUCCAAGGAGCCAAAAUCUGAAAAUAGCAUCCUUACUAUAACAGGUGGACAGCAGCAAGAAAAGAAGGCCCCUACAAAAAGGGCCCCCACUACAGAUUCUGAGGAACUUACUGCCAAAAAAAGGAAAAAAAGUAGUUCGGAGGCUUUAUUUCGAAGUUUUUCUAGUGCUCCCUCCCUGAUACUUACUUGUUCUGCUGACAAAAAACAAAUAAGGGAUAAAUCUCAGCUUAAGAUGGGGAAGGUCAAACUGGAAAGUGAGACACUGGAGAAGAAAAAAGCUACUUUACCACCAUUUGAUGAUAUUGUGGAUCCCAAUGAUUCUGACAUGGAGGAAAACAUGUCCUCCAAAUCUGAAUCUGAACAGCCUAGCCCUGCCAGUUCAAGCUCAAGUUCCAGCUCCAGUUUUACACCAUCUCAGAACAGCAGACAACAAGGUCCCUUGAGGUCUAUAAUGAAAGAUCUGCAUUCUGAUGAUAAUGAAGAUGAAUCAGAUGAAGCAGAUGAGAAUGAGAAUGACUCUGAAAUAGAGAGACCUGUGAAUACUCGUGGAGGAAGUAGAGGUCGCAGGGUUAGUCUAAGUGACGGUAGUGACAGUGACAGCAGUUCAGCUUCCUCACCGCUACAUCAUGAACCUCCACCACCUUUAUUAAAAACCAACAACAAUCAGAUUCUAGAAGUGAAAAGUCCAAUAAAACAAAGUAAAUCUGAUAAACAAAUAAAGAAUGGUGAUUGCGAUAAGGCAUAUCUCGAUGAACUAGUAGAGCUCCACAGAAGAUUAAUGACAUUGAGGGAAAGGCAUGUACUGCAACAGAUCGUAAACCUUAUAGAAGAAACUGGACACUUUCAUAUCACAAACACAACCUUUGACUUUGACCUUUGCUCACUGGACAAAACCACAGUCCGUAAACUACAGAGUUACCUGGAAACAUCUGGAACAUCCUGAGGAUACAGCAUCUGGCUGCAUCAAAAACUGUUUUUUAAAUAAAACAUUCAAAGUGAUGCAACCAAAAUGGAAAAAAAUAAACCAACCCUCUUCAGCUUUAUUUUUCUUUAAAGCCAGUCAUCAUCUCUUGAUAAAGGAGAGGAAAAGUGACAAGACUCAGAGGAUCGCUCUUCUCACCAAGGAAAUGUUCUGGAAGAGUUAGCCUGGAUAGCCUUGAAAAAAAAACCACACAAAAAAAACACAAAAAAACUUGUUCUUAAUGAAUGUGUAUGGUAUCAUGUAUCUCUCUGUGGUGUUCCAGUCCACAAGACGAAUGCAUGUUCAACACACUGCCUUAUUACAUAACUGAUCUAUUUAUUAUUGCAUACAUAUAUUCUAAAGUCAUUGAGGGAAUGACACUACCAGAUGUUACAAGUACUCGGUUUCCCUGUAUGCUCCUUUGAUGCAGCACCAUCACAAGCCUAGUAACCUUACUCAUGUUAAAAUGCCACUUAUUGCUGACUUUCUCUAGUCACUUAAAACACUAUAGUCUUGUUUCCACUUCUGCAGUUCCAGGAAACAAGGUACGAAGUGGGGGACCAAAAAGUGGCCCUAAUAUUUGUCUCCAGUCUGCCACAGUGGGUUGGACCACAGGUCCUUGGUUCUAUCCAUUUAUUGAUCUUAGACCUAUGGUAAAAAAUGCACCAAAUAGGAUCCUGUGACUUGCUGUCUAGCCUUAGUCAAUAAACCAGUAGGACUUGUAACAAAAAAGUGUUACUGUGUACUGUUCUGAAUCCAGCAUUGUUUGUCAUCAACAUUCUUGUGUCUGUUUUAAUGUUAUAAUAUUAGAUAUAUAUAAAAGUGAAGGUGUUCUACAGGAUCACCAUAAAAGGAAGAAUACUGGUCCUGUUUUCUAAGGAAAUGUUGUAGAAAAUUCUUAAAUUGGAGCUAUUUAUUACUGCGAGUUUCAAUACUCUUCUGCUGCCAGUAUGUGACAUACCUUUACCAUAAAAACUGUUGGCAUAGUAUUUUUGUUUGUUCAUACAGUACAUGGUCUGCUUAGACUUUUUUUUUACAUCUGAUAAAUUAAAAUCCUUUCUUUGAAAAAAUAUCUUCGUCGUUAUACAGUGACAUGUUAGAAUAUAUAUAUAUAUAUAUAUAUAUGUGUGUGUGUAUAUAUAUAUAUAUAUAAAUAAAAUGUGUGGUUAUAGGUUCCAAAUUUCAGUACCUGUUGAGUAAUCUGCUUGCGUUUCCAGAAGGAUUUCUUGUCUGUGAAAACAAAUGUUCUUCCAUGUACACUUCCUUAAAAUGAGGACUAUUUCGCAUACCUGUGCAAUCCAGAGAAUUUACAAAUAGUUUAAAAUCAAUGAUCUGUGAUCUCAUUAUGAUGAUUUAAUUAUGAAACAGUCACCUCUUUAUGGGAAAUUAAAGUCUUGACCCUGAUGAAAAGAGAAUGCAAUUAAGAAAUACUUCUGGAUCCGAAGGUUUGUUCAGCCUUAAGAAAACGUGUUUGCAGAGAGGCCAGUAUAUUUCCCAUGUAUGCUUACAUGCCAGAUGUAGUAUAUUCAUACACAGUUGAACAACGGUAGUAUCUGUAUGUUUUAUUGUUUCAUGUACAUGGUUUUGUGCAGUACAGUGAAACUAGAUUCCUGCUGGGGUUAUUUCUUCAUAUUCAAAUGGGAAUUAUUAACACUGUUUCUUUAAGUCCAAAGAAAGUCGUAUAUUUUAUUUGGGGGUUUUUUCAGUUUUUUAAAUUUAAAAUGUUGUUUAACCAUACUCCCAUGGAAAGUCUCUUUCAGGCUUCCAAAAGAACAAGUGUACUUUUUUCAGUAAUGUUAUGACUCUUAUUGACGAUUGGCAUGAAACAUACUUGAAGCAUUAUGUUGUUAAGUCCACGUCUCAAUGUGCAAUUGUUGGGGAAAACGUCUUUAAAAAUCAUUUUGACAUUGGGAGGAUGAUGAUGGGAGGGUGGGGGAGGCAUGUUGGGGGGGUGGGGUUAAUUUUUGUCAACAUUUUAUAUGAAAAUGUUUUGAACUCUAAAAGCAAUCUUUAAAAAAGUCAUUGAACUAAUAGUGCACAUUCAACUUACUACCUUUUUAGUUAAAUCCGAUACAUGUGGAGUCUGGUCCAUUUUGACUUUUCUAACUAAAUUUUGUGGUAAAAACUCUUGAGCUUCAGGAGGGGAAGGGAACCCAAGAUUUCUUCUAGCGUGAAUUGAAUAUCCUGCUGUUUUAAAUAACUGGUGAAAUAAGUCAUGUUACCCAUAAAAAUACUAGCCAACUUCUAUUGUACAUAUGAAUGGAGGUGGAAGGGUAGGGAAGCCCAUAUAAAAGGGAGACUAUUGCAAUAACAAUAUAACUUUACCUCUGAAUUUCAUAUAAAUCCUUGAUCAUCCUUAAAUAAAAUAUUAGUGCUCUACUUUGAUAAGAUUGGGAAAUAAACAGACUGCAGCUGCAUUUUGUGUGUGUUAACUGUAAAGUGAGUUUUCCACAAAAUUCUGAUAGAAUAAGAGUCACUAAGCAUUGAUCUCUUUAAAAAAAAAACAAAGUUUUACAUUAGCUAUUUUCAUCCAAUUUUGUAUGCAGAAACAAAAUAAAUCCUUUUUCAA